AUGGCCGCCAAUAUUGAGGAGGCCGCCGCGCCUCACAGCACCUUUGACACCGUCUUGGUUCUGGAUUUCGGCAGUCAAACAAGCCAUCUUAUUCUGCGACGUCUGAGAUCACUCAAUGUAUACGCCGAGAUGUUGCCAUGCACCACCAAGCUUGCGAACCUCACCUGGACCCCUGUCGGAAUCGUCUUGAGCGGAGGUCCCUCUUCCGUUUAUGAUGAAGGAGCUCCUCACGUCGAUCCGGCCAUCUUUGACUUGGGAGUUCCCAUUCUUGGAAUCUGCUAUGGGUGUCAAGAGCUUGCUUGGCGGAUUAACGACAAAAAUGUCACCCGUGGUGAGGCCCGCGAGUAUGGCGAAACAGAUCUCACCAUUCACAAGGUCGGCGGCUCUAACCAUGUCGACCGCCUCUUCGAGGGCUUGGGGGACUCGAUACACGUCUUCAUGAGUCACUUCGAUAAGCUUGUCCGCUUGCCCGAGGGUUUCGUUAGAAUUGCCAGCACGAAGAAUACGGAAUUCGCCGGCAUUGCCCACCAGACGAAGCCAAUCUUUGGAAUCCAGCUACAUCCCGAGAUAUACCAUACGUACCGCGGUACAGAGAUACUCGACAACUUUUCUACUAAGAUCUGCAAAGCUCGCCAGUCCUGGAAAAUGGAAAAUUUUAUUGAGAAGGAGAUUAUCAGGAUUCGCAAGCUUGUUGGCGACAAGGCCCAAGUUAUUGGGGCGGUUUCCGGAGGUGUUGACAGCACGGUGGCAGCUCGAUUGAUGAAAGAAGCAAUCGGUGAUCGAUUCCACGCCAUCCUCGUGGACACUGGAUUAAUGCGUCUUAACGAAUGCCAGCAGGUCAAGGAGACGCUUCAGCAACAUCUCAGCAUUAACCUAACGAUUGUUGAUGCGGCAGAGCUAUUUCUUAGUCGUCUUGCCGGCGUAGUGGAGCCCGAGGCUAAGCGCAAAAUUAUAGGAGAAACCUUCAUCGAUCUAUUCGAGAAGGAGGCGAUCCGAAUCGAGGAAGAAGCAAAGAAUACCCCCCUUUCUGGCAAAGUGGAAUGGUUUCUGCAAGGCACCCUUUAUCCGGAUUUGAUUGAGUCGUUGAGUUGGAAAGGACCUUCAGCCACCAUCAAGUCGCACCACAACGUCGGCGGCCUCCCGGCUCGUAUGAUGAACGGUCAAGGUCUCAAGUUGAUUGAGCCCUUGAGGGAGCUCUUCAAGGAUGAAGUACGCGAAUUUGGCCGCCAACUUGGUAUUCACCAAGACCUCGUCAUGCGUCACCCAUUCCCAGGACCGGGUAUCGCCAUCAGAGUACUUGGGGAAGUAACCCCCGAACGCGUAGAAAUUGUCAGAAAGGCCGAUCAUAUCUUCAUCUCCAUGAUCAAGGAAGCGGGCAUCUAUGAUCAAAUGUCUCAAGCUUACGCCGCCCUUGACACAAACAGGGUGAUCAAAGCUAAUUUAACUGUACUAGGAAUGAUAAUUCUUCUUCGAGCUGUUACUAGCGCUGAUUUCAUGAGCGCCGAGCCGUUCGAAUUUCCGUUCGAUCUUCUUAAGGCGAUCGUACGGAGAAUCGUGAAUGAGGUUGAUGGAGUCUCUCGGGUGGCAUAUGAUUGCACUAGCAAGCCUCCCGGCACUAUCGAAUUAGAGUGA
Messenger RNA from Pseudomassariella vexata, 1632 nucleotides. Its product is annotated as GMP synthase. The transcript has 17 exons. Gene Ontology annotation, molecular function: GMP synthase activity; GMP synthase (glutamine-hydrolyzing) activity; ATP binding. Bases 1 to 1632 code for a protein of 543 amino acids. Lineage: Eukaryota; Fungi; Ascomycota; Sordariomycetes; Amphisphaeriales; Pseudomassariaceae. Gene Ontology annotation, cellular component: cytosol. The record is from RefSeq and is a predicted model, not a curated record. Gene Ontology annotation, biological process: GMP biosynthetic process.